ACCACCGGCAUUUACACCCCGCAACACCCCCCCUCAUCUCGCCGAACCCACGUCUUUUAAUAACAAAGCAGCUUGCCACCGUCCCUGCCUCUCCUGCUUUGCUUUGCCUUCUCGGAGAAGACAAAUCUACUGUAGCUGCUUGUCUCUGUUCGCCGGUGGCGACCGUGAGAGGAGGAGGUAGUCCUAGUCCUAGUAGGCGAGAUGAGCGGCGCCACCAAGUUCAUCAAGUGCGUCACCGUCGGCGACGGCGCCGUCGGCAAGACCUGCAUGCUCAUCUGCUACACCAGCAACAAGUUCCCCACCGAUUACAUCCCCACCGUGUUCGACAACUUCAGUGCUAAUGUUUCAGUGGAUGGGAACAUCGUCAACUUGGGAUUAUGGGACACUGCUGGACAAGAGGAUUACAGCAGGCUGAGGCCACUGAGCUACAGGGGAGCGGAUAUAUUUGUGCUGGCAUUCUCACUGAUCAGCAGAGCAAGCUAUGAGAAUGUUCUCAAGAAGUGGAUGCCGGAGCUUCGCCGGUUCGCACCGAAUGUUCCAAUUGUUCUUGUUGGGACCAAGUUAGAUCUACGUGACCACAGAUCUUACCUUGCGGACCAUCCUGCUGCUUCCGCAAUUACGACUGCACAGGGUGAAGAACUUAGAAAGCAGAUAGGCGCCGCGGCUUACAUCGAAUGCAGUUCGAAAACACAACAGAACAUCAAGGCCGUGUUUGAUACUGCCAUCAAGGUGGUCCUUCAGCCUCCUCGGAGAAGGGGGGAGACGACGAUGGCAAGGAAGAAGACAAGGCGAAGCACCGGCUGCUCGUUAAAGAACUUGAUGUGUGGCAGUGCAUGUGUUGUUUAGGACCUGUCUGAAUUCUUGAAGGUGUGUAAGCGUUGUGUAAUGGCAAGUGAAUUUGCUGACUGUUCUGCUGCUUCCAUUUACUACUACUAAGCUCUUUCGUGUGUUUGAAUUACUACAUCUAGAACUAGAGCAUCAGGCUCAUAGACUGACUUCAUAUCAGGUGUUUGUAUCAUUAAUAUUAUUAUGUAAGAAGGUUGUGGUUUGUGGAACAACUAAAUACAACAAUGCAGGCUAUGUUGUAGUAUGCUCUGCUACUGGUGUAUGUUAUAAAUAUAAAAUUCUGCUACAUACUUUUGUGCAUCGA
This is a messenger RNA of Oryza sativa Japonica Group (Japanese rice), 1150 nucleotides long. Lineage: Eukaryota; Viridiplantae; Streptophyta; Magnoliopsida; Poales; Poaceae. The record is from RefSeq and is a predicted model, not a curated record.